GUCCACGGGUAGCUAAAGCCUUAGCCAAAGGAAGUAUUCAACUUUAAUUAAAAUGUCUUCCACCAAACCUCCAAAUGAAAAUGAAACACCCAAAGAGAGAAAACCAGGACUGAGGAGUGUUAAAACAACUAUGCUUUUCCGAGCUGUGAACCCAGAGCUUUUCAUUAAACCCAACAAGCCUGUGAUGGCGUUUGGACUCAUAGCAAUCACCGCCUGCGUGGCCUACCUUGGUUAUUUGCAUGCGACAGUAGAGAAUAAAAAGGACCUUUAUGAAGCCAUGGACAGUGAAGGGUCCAGAUACAUGCGGAGGAAAACUUCCAAGUGGGACUGACAGUGUCUAAGGAAGGACAUUGGCACAUCAGUCACAGAACUUUUCAAGGCAACUACUACGUUUUUUUUCUCUGUCCAUUGAAAUAAUGGAUAAAUGUCUUUCUUCCUAUUUUAUCCAGUUGAAGUUGCUUUAUAAAAUGCCAUGCCUGUACAAAUAAAUUGAAAUUAAGAUAUAUAUGAACAUUUAAGAUUUUAAGA
Antrostomus carolinensis (chuck-will's-widow) is the source of this 528-nucleotide messenger RNA. RefSeq names its product small integral membrane protein 8 (gene SMIM8). NCBI's taxonomy places the organism in Eukaryota, Metazoa, Chordata, Aves, Caprimulgiformes, Caprimulgidae. The coding region runs from base 53 to 331 and encodes 92 amino acids. The record is from RefSeq and is a predicted model, not a curated record. The transcript is spliced from 3 exons.